Messenger RNA from Caretta caretta (loggerhead turtle), 11496 nucleotides. It is a transcript of the gene ASH1L, whose product is annotated as ASH1 like histone lysine methyltransferase. Gene Ontology annotation, cellular component: nucleoplasm; nucleus. Gene Ontology annotation, molecular function: protein binding; DNA binding; histone H3K4 methyltransferase activity. Gene Ontology annotation, biological process: regulation of DNA-templated transcription. The record is from RefSeq and is a predicted model, not a curated record. NCBI's taxonomy places the organism in Eukaryota, Metazoa, Chordata, Testudines, Cheloniidae.
AGGCGCUCGCUCGCGCUGAGGUUGGAGCUGCCGCUGGCGCCUGCCGCCGCCAUUUUGGUUUCGCUGCUUCGGCUCUCUGAGAAGGGGCUGAAGCGGCGGCGGGCUGGUCCGGGUCCCGCCCUGGCCCCGUCCGUGAGGGCGGCCGGGAGGAUGCGGCGCGGAGGAACCCGGCCCCGGCCUUGGCCGUAUUGUCGCUGACACGUGUAAAAGAUGUGGUUGCAAGUUGUAGAAGAGAUUUUUCUGUGGAACAUACCUCUGUAAACCUUCCCUAAAAUCCCCUGAAGGCAUAUACUGCACCUGUGAUGGACCCUCAGAAUACUGCUAUGUUAGGGUUGGGUUCUGAUUCCGAAGGUUUUUCUGGGAAAAGCCCCUCUGCAGUCAAUACUGACAUAGUGAUAGGCAAGAGAGAAGUAGAUCUAGAGAGUAGCACCAAGGAGGAAGAAGAUAUUAAGAAGAAGAACUGGGAGGGGAGCAACACUGAGCCUGGGAAGAAUGAGGGUCUGACUGAUGCACAGCAACAGUUUUCAGUGAAAGAAACAAAUUUUUCAGAAGGAAAUUUAAAAUUGAAAAUUGGUCUUCAAGCUAAGAGAACUAAAAAGCCCCCUAAGAACCUGGAGAAUUAUGUGUGCCGGCCUGCCAUAAAAACCACUAUCAAGCAACCAAGAAAGGCAUCAAAGAGUGGGACAAUGACAGAUGAGAAGAAUGAACAUUGUCCUUCAAAACAAGACCCUUCAAAGUUUUGCAAGAAAUCUGGAGAAAUUGCAACAGUUGAAUUCCGUGCUGAGGAAGACAUACAAGGAGAAACAAGUCCUGUAUCGAAGAAGCUUUCUCCACUACCCACUGAAAUGACAGAUUAUGUAACGUCAGCUCCUUCUACUCUUGUUGGUAGCCGUGAUCCUGACUUGAAGGAUAGAGCACAAAUUAAUGGAGCAACAACUGUAACAGAAAAAUUGGCUCAACUUAUUGCAAUUUGCCCCCCCUCAAAGUCUUCCAAAACAAAGCAGAAGAAGCCAGGAACUGGAACUGCAUCUGGGUUGGUUAAAAACUCUGGGAAGAAGCUACCAGGAACUGGAACUGCAGCUGGACUGGUUAACAAGGACUUAGUAAAGAAAUUGCCAGGAACUAGCAUUGCUGCUGGAUUGGUUAACAAGGACUCAGGGAAGAAGCCACUGGGGACUGGCACUGCAGCCAUAUUGGUUAACAAAGACUCUGGGAAGAAGCCACCAGGGAUUGGCUCUUUAGCUGGAGUGAUUAACAAGGACUCUGGAAAGAGGCCACCAGGGAUUGGCACUCCAUCUGGAUUAAUUAACAAGGACUCUGGGAAGAAGCAGCCAGUGACUAACUCUGUGGCUGGAUUAGUUAAUAAGGACUCUGGGAAGAAACCACCAGGGAUUGGCACCCCAACAGGAUUGGUUAACAAGGAGCCGGUGAAGAAGUCAUUGGGGAUUGGCACCCCAGUGGGAUUGAUUAACAAGGAGUCGGGGAAGAAGCUGCUGGGGAUUGUUACCCCAUCGGGAUUGGUAAACAAGGAGUUGGGGAAGAAGCUGGUGGGAAUUAGCACCCCAGCAGGAUUGAUUAACAAAGACUCUGGAAAGAAGCUGCUAGGGAUUGGCACCCCAGUGGGACUGGUUAACAAAGACUCUGGGAAGAAACUGCUGGGAAUUGGCACUUCAGCAGGAUUGAUUAACAAGGACUCUGGAAGUCUGAAAGCUGAUUCUCUCUGUCCUGCCUCAGAGCCCUUCAAGCUUUCUUGCAGUACAAACCUCAAUAAUCUUGAAAGCCAUGAGACUACAGAUUUACUGAAAGAUAAUAUCAGCAGUAAAACUUUUGAGAAACAUAUUAUAAGACAGAAUAAAGACAAUAUCUUGGAAAAGAUUUCAGUUCGAAAAGAGGUUGCUGGUAUAGACAAAGAAAUAUUUAAUGAAGGAACCUGUAUUCAACAGGACAGUUUCCAAUGCAAUGAAAAGGGGACUUAUGAAACAUCUAAGCAUGAAAAGCAGCUUCCAGUAUAUUGCACUUCACCAGACUUCAGGACAGGAGGAGCUUCAGAUGUAUCUACAGCAAAGUCCCCAUUUAGUGCUGUCGGAGAGGGAAACCUCCCAUCACCCUCACCCACAGUAUCUGUUACUACCUUAAACAGGAGCCCCACAGCAACCUCCUCUCCGUUAGCUUCAAAUCCAUCACAUAUAAGUACCACCACAGCAGAUCUCUUAGAAGGAAUUUCUGAGCAGAUUGGGAAGACUCAGUUUUCUUCUGACAGUACACUUCUGAACCUGAAUAGAUCAUCGAAUCACAGUCUGAGCACUGAUUUUAAAGGUGUGGAUAAAGAAUUAAAUGAUUCAAAAGCCACACACACAGACACCACAAGAACUAAUCCUUCCAUAGGGAAAAAAACCAGUCUGACAACUGAAUCAAAUGUUCAUGCUACAAUCACCUCUUCAGUGGUUAGCUUCACAAGUUUGUUUAAUACCAAACAGUUUCUAAAGAUUGGUGCAAUAACUGCAUCAGGGAAACCUUGCCAAGGAGCUGAGGACCUGAGUGCUACUCAGUCAAAAUCUUUAAAGAAAAGAAAAGGAAGGAAACCACGAUGGACUAAAGUGGUGUCUAGAAACAUAUGUCGGCCUCCAAAGGGUCUAGAAUUAGAAAGGUCAGAGCUUUUUAAAAACAUUUCAUGCACUGCACUAUCAAACAGUAGUCUGGAGCAGGCUAAGUUCUUGAAAAAUAUAGGGUCAACUUCAUUUAUAGAGCAUGAAUUUGUCAAACAUCAGUUGCCAAAACUGAGCAAAUCUAGCAGCGGACAGUCUCUUGCUCUGUUAACUGAAGCUGACAAACAGACUCAAAAAUUCUAUAGUACUCACAAACAGCCCUCCAGUGUGUGUGUGUCAGGUAACAUCUUACCAGAAAUUUAUAAGCCCAAAAGAGGAAGGCCUAAAUCAAAGGAGAUGCCCCAGCUGGAAGGUCCCCCAAAGAGAACCCUAAAAAUUCCAGCAUCAAAAGUCUUCUCAGUGCAGUCAAAGGAAGAGCAAGAGCCUCCUGUUCUGCAGCCAGAGAUAGAAAUUCCCUCCCUAAAACAAAGCUUAACAGGACAGACUUUUCCUAAGAAGAGAGGGAGACCUAAAAGACAGAUCAGAUCAGCUGUUAAAAUGAAACCACCUAUUCUGUCUGUGGCAUCUUUUGUUGCUACAGAUAAUUCAAACAAAAUGGAAUCUGAAAGUGAUCAGCAAUGUAGUGGGGAUUUUUUUGGGAGGAAGGACCAGGUCAGCGGUCCAGAGGAAGCUCAGAAAACUCUGUGUAGCAUGAGAGACGUUGAGGUAGAAUCAGAUAGAAAAGUUACCAAGAGAAGUAAUGGGCAAUUAAUGAAAACAAUUAUCCGAAAAAUAAACAAAAUGAAAACUUUGAAGCGAAAAAAGCUUUUGAAUCAAAUCCUCUCUAGCACAGUGGAGCCAAAUAACAAAGGGAAAGUGCAAUCAAAACUCCACAAUACAGUGUCAACUCUUGCUGCCACAUUUGGUUCAAAAUUAGGCCAGCAGAUAAAUGUCAGCAAGAAAGGAACCAUUUACAUAGGAAAGAGAAGAGGUAGGAAACCUAAAGCUGUCCUAAAUGGUAUUUUAACUAGUAAUUCUGCCAGUUUAACUGUUCUUGAGAAUACUACCCAGCAAACAGCGGGGACAAUACUGGGACAAGUACUUCCUCCUUUGCUGCCUUCAGCAGCUAAUAAUUCAGAGGUUCUUCCAUCUCCAGUGUGCUCUCAGUCUUCUGCAGCAAGUGGGGGGCAGAGCCCUGUCAGCAGUGAUGCAGGAUUUGUUGAGCCCAGUUCAGUGCCAUAUUUACAUAUACAUUCCAGACAAGGAAGUGUAGUUCAGACCCUUGCAAUGAAAAAGGCCUCCAAAGGAAGGAGGAGAUUAUCUCCUCCUACUUUAUUGCCGAGCUCUCCUUCUCACUUAAGUGAACUGACAUCUCUGAAGGAAGCCACUCCUUCACCAAUUAGUGAGUCUCACAGCGAUGAGACAGUUCCCAGUGACAGUGGAAUAGGAACAGAUAAUAACAGUACUUCAGACCGAGCAGAGAAAUUCUGUGGGCAGAAGAAGAAAAGACAUUCAUUUGAACAUGUUUCCCUCAUUUCCCCUGAAACCUCAACAGUUUUAAGUAGCCUAAAAGAAAAACAUAAACAUAAAUGUAAGCGUAGGGGUCAUGAUUACCUCAGCUACGACAAAAUGAAAAGACAGAAGCGAAAAAGGAAAAAGAAAUAUCCUCAGCUCCGAGGUAGGCAAGACCCUGAUUUUCUUGCUGAGUUAGAGGAACUAAUAAGUCGUUUGAGUGAAAUUAGAAUAACCCACAGAAGUCAUCAUUUUAUACCCCGAGACCUACUGCCUACUAUUUUUAGGAUAAACUUUAAUAGCUUCUAUACUCAUCCAACGUUUCCUUUAGAUCCUUUGCACUACAUUCGAAAACCUGAUUUAAAGAAGAAGAGAGGCAGACCCCCCAAGAUGCGGGAGGCUAUGGCAGAAAUGCCUUUCAUGCAUAGUCUUAGUUUUCCUCUUUCCAGUACUGGAUUCUAUCCCUCUUAUGGCAUGCCUUAUUCUCCUUCUCCCCUUGCAGCUGCUCCAAUAGGAUUAGGUUAUUAUGGAAGGUAUCCUCCAACUCUUUAUCCUCCACCACCUUCUCCUUCCUUUACUACCCCACUGCCACCACCUUCUUACAUGCAUACAGGCCAUUUGCUUCUUAACCCUGCCAAAUACCACAAGAAGAAGCAUAAGCUUCUACGUCAAGAAGCCUUCCUCACAACUAGCAGGACUCCACUCCUCUCUAUGAGCACCUACCCCAGUGUUCCACCUGAAAUGGCCUAUGGCUGGAUGCUUGAACAUAAACACAGACAUCGUCAUAAACAUAGAGAACAUCGUUCUUCAGAGCAACCACAGGUUUCCAUGGACACUAUAACAGCUAACAGCUCUUCCAGAACAGUCCUGGAAUCCUUGAAGCGCUACAGAUUUGGGAAGGAGGCUAUUGGUGAGAGAUAUAAACAUAAAGAGAAACACAGAUGUCAUAUGACUUGUCCACACCUUUCACCUUCAAAGGGUUUGCUAAGCAGAGAGGAACAGUGGGUAAGGAGAGAGCCUUCGGAGUCCAAUUCCUUAGCGUUGGGAUUACAGACACCAUUACAGAUAGACUGUUCUGAAAACUCUGCAGGUCUGUCCUUGGGAGGAUUUACCCCUAGCUCUGAGCCAGCUACCAGUGAUGAACACACAAAUCUUUUCACAAGUGCAAUAGGCAGCUGCAGAGUCACUAACUCUACCAGCACUAGUGGACGUAAAAAAUUAACUGACGGCCCUGGACUCUUCAGUGUACAGGAGGCUUCACUCAGCCGACCUCUCAGAAAGGACCCAUUGCCUUCUAUUGAAAAGGCACUACAGCCACUGUCAGGCACCCUGCCAGCACAGGACAAGCCCUCCCAGAGGCAGACGGAGAGCACAAAUUGCAGUCCUUCCAGAAAGAGAUCUACUUCUGAGAGCACAUCUUCUACAGUGAUUGGAAUACCCACACGAGGAGCAAAACUGGGGAUUGCUGUAGAUGAUUCAGUGGAUAGUUUACUGCAGCGCAUGGCACAACAUGACAGCCAGGCUGCACUGGACAAAACCAUAGAAGCAGUCAUUGCAAAUGUAUCUGUUCCACCUUCAGCUAGCCCUGGUCGAAACCACAACAGAGAGAGAGUCCUGGGAAAACAGGACAGUCUGUUAGUUCCAGCAGUUCCAAGUGACUCUUGCAAUGAUGGCAUCUCACUUCUUUCAGACAGAUUACCAAGCAGCUUCUCCCCACAUCAUCUGAAGAGAAGUGUGGUUGAAGCUAUGCAGCGACAGGCUAGAAAAAUGUGUAGUUACAACAAGAUUUUGGCAACCAAGAAAAAUCUGGACCACGUCAAUAAAAUUCUAAAAGCCAAAAAGCUGCAAAGGCAGUCACGAACAGGGAAUAACUUUGUGAAGCGCAAGCCAGGCAGGCCCCGGAAAUACCCACUACAGGCUGUAGUUUCAAUGCAGGCUUUCCAGGCAGCUCGGUUUGUCAGUCAGGAGUUAGAGGGAAGGAAAGAGAGCAACACUUUACACCUUGGACCUGAUACUAUCACAGAUGUAAUCGAAGCUGUAGUACAGAGUGUGAACUUGAACGCAGAGCACAGAAAAGGGUGGAAGAGGAAGAGAUGGCUUACAGAGGAACAGGCCAGGAAAAAACAGAAGUCUGUACCAGAAGAUGAGCAGGAGAGUAAUAAAAGCUUUUCUGAGACAUCAACUGAAUCACCUAGUCACCUCGAAGCCAUAGGGAAGGCACAUGAAUCUGAAAACACUGAGCAGCAUUUGCCUACUUUUACCCAGCGUGAGAAAAAGGCUCCUAGGCCCCCAAAGAAGAAGUACCAGAAGGCGGGGCUGUACUCUGAUGUGUACAAAACAACAGACCCAAAGAGCCGCCUGAUCCAAUUAAAGAAAGAGAAGCUGGAGUACACUCCUGGAGAGCAUGAACAUGGAUUGUUCCCAGCUCCUAUUCAUGUUGGGAAGUAUCUGAGACAGAAGAGAAUAGACUUCCAGCUGCCGUACGACAUCCUCUGGCAGUGGAAACAUAAUCAGUUGUACAAAAAGCCAGAUGUCCCACUUUAUAAAAAAAUCCGUUCUAACGUCUAUGUAGAUGUUAAGCCUCUUUCUGGCUAUGAGGCCACCACCUGCAAUUGUAAGAAACCAGAUGAUGGCAAUGGAAAGGGCUGUUUAGAUGACUGUCUUAACAGGAUGAUCUUUGCUGAGUGUUCCCCUAACACUUGCCCUUGUGGUGAACAGUGUUGUAACCAGCGGAUUCAGCGGCAUGAGUGGGUGCAGUGUCUGGAACGUUUCCGUGCUGAAGAGAAAGGAUGGGGUAUUCGUACCAAAGAGCCCCUGAAAGCAGGACAGUUUAUCAUUGAAUAUUUGGGAGAAGUUGUUAGUGAACAAGAAUUCAGGAACCGGAUGAUUGAACAGUACCAUAAUCACAGUGAUCAUUAUUGCCUGAACUUAGACAGUGGGAUGGUGAUUGACAGCUAUCGCAUGGGCAACGAGGCUCGAUUUAUCAACCACAGCUGUAAUCCUAACUGCGAAAUGCAGAAAUGGUCUGUUAAUGGUGUCUACCGGAUUGGGUUGUACGCACUUAAGGACAUGCCUGCUGGUACAGAACUGACUUAUGACUACAAUUUUCACUCAUUUAAUGUUGAAAAACAGCAACUCUGCAAGUGUGGUUUUGACAAAUGCAGAGGAAUAAUUGGGGGCAAGAGUCAGCGAAUGAAUGGACUCUCAGGCAAAACCACCCAGCCUGUAACCACACACAGAAGGCCUGGACGAUCGAAAGAGAAGAGAAAGUCAAAGCACAAACUAAAGAAGGGGAGGGGCCACAUUCCAGAGGAGACUAGUGAAAGUGUGAACACACCAACCAGGUUGACCCCACAGCUUCAGAUGAAGCCCAUGUCCAACAGAGAAAGGAAUUUUGUGCUAAAACGUCAUGUUUUUCUGGUACGGAAUUGGGAGAAGAUUCGGCAAAAACAAGAGGAAGUGAAACAUGUCAGUGACAACAUCCACUCUGCAUCAUUAUAUAACCGCUGGAAUGGAAUCUGCCGUGAUGACGGCAACAUCAAAUCUGAUGUCUUCAUGACCCAGUUCUCAGCCCUGCAAACCUCCCGUUCUGUGCGAACACGGCGCUUGGCUGCAGCUGAAGAGAACAUUGAAGUGGCUCGUGCUGCACGCCUUGCACAAAUCUUCAAGGAGAUAUGUGACAGCAUCAUCUCCUACAAAGACUCUUCCAGGCAGGCUCUCGCAGCUCCACUGCUGAACCUUCCUCCAAAGAAAAAAAAUGCAGAUUACUAUGAGAAGAUCUCUGACCCCUUGGACCUUGCCACCAUUGAGAAGCAGAUCUUGACUGGGUAUUAUAAAACUGUGGAAGCUUUUGAUGGGGACAUGCUGAAGGUCUUCCGGAAUGCUGAGAAAUACUAUGGCAGGAAGUCUCCAAUUGGACGUGACGUGUGCCGACUACGGAAGGCAUAUUACAAUGCUCGCCAUGAAGCUUCUGCCCAGAUCGAUGAGAUUGUGGGGGAGACAGCAAGCGAAGCCGACAGCAGUGAGACGUCCAUCUGUGAGAAGGAGAAUGGGCAUGAGAAAGAUGAGGACGUAAUCCGCUGCAUCUGUGGCCUUUACAAAGACGAAGGACUCAUGAUCCAGUGUGACAAGUGCAUGGUUUGGCAGCACUGCGAUUGCAUGGGUGUAAAUUCUGAUGUUGAACACUACUUGUGUGAACAGUGUGACCCUCGAUCCGUGGACAGGGAGGUCCCCAUGAUUCCUCGUCCCCAUUAUGCCCAGCCUGGCUGUGUUUAUUUCAUCUGUCUGUUACGGGAUGACCUGUUGCUGCGCCAAGGUGACUGCGUAUAUCUGAUGAGAGACAGCCGAAGAACUCCAGAUGGGCACCCUGUCCGGCAGUCCUACCGGCUGCUAUCCCACAUUAACAGGGAGAAACUUGAUAUCUUCCGCAUAGAAAAACUUUGGAAAAAUGAAAAAGAGGAGCGGUUUGCAUUUGGUCAUCAUUAUUUCCGUCCACAUGAAACCCACCACUCCCCUUCCCGAAGGUUUUAUCACAAUGAGCUGUUCCGGGUGCCACUGUAUGAGAUUAUCCCCUUAGAGGCUGUGGUGGGGACUUGCUGUGUGCUGGACCUCUACACCUACUGUAAAGGGAGGCCAAAAGGAGUGAAGGAGCAGGAUGUGUACAUCUGUGAUUACCGCCUUGAUAAAUCAGCCCACCUCUUCUAUAAAAUCCACCGGAAUCGCUAUCCUGUCUGCACCAAGCCGUAUGCCUUUGACCACUUCCCCAAGAAACUCACACCCAAGAGAGACUUCUCACCUCAUUAUGUACCAGACAACUACAAGAGAAAUGGAGGCAGAUCAUCCUGGAAGACGGUCCGCUCAAAGCCACAGAUCAAAGACCUGAACCAAGAAGAAGAUCCUCUUCCACUCAUUGAGGAUGUGCUAGCAAGCCAAGAACAAGCUUCAAAUGAGAUGCGUAGCCUGGAAGAGCCAGAGAGAGAAGCAGUCUCUAGUGAAGGCUGUGAGAAUGAUAAAAAGGUGGAGGAAAGUAACUCUGUCACAAGGCAACUGUGCACUCCAGAGGAAAGGCGGCAUAUUCAGAGAGAGAGACUUAAUCAAAUCCUGCUCAACCUCUUAGAGAAAAUCCCAGGGAAAAAUGCUAUUGAUGUCACUUACCUGCUGGAGGAAGGAUCAGGAAGAAAAUUGAGGAGGCGUACUCUCACCAUCCUGGAGAGCAGCUUCAGGAAGUGAUGUUCCAACAACAGACUGUGAUCUGGAGUCCACUACCAGGUCUGCUAGAGACUGACGGGGAAGCCCCCUCCUUUCUGUACACUAACCAAGAAGAGGAGGGUAGAAGAAAACUGACAUAAAUACAGUUAGCACUUAGAAGUCUGAGCAGGCAGGUGGCCCUGUCUUGCUCUGCAGUGCUCUUAUGAUGUGUGUGUUGUUGGGCGUGCCUUGUAUUGAUGUUAGGUACUGAGAAAACCUUGUGAUUAUUUGUCCAAGAUGGUCAGAUUUAAUUUAUUUUUGCUUAAUGUCCCCACUUGGAGGGAAAAAGGGGAGGAAAAUAGAAGGGUGUGAUUUACUCUGAUGAGAAUAUUCCCCAUACAGACCAGUCGUCCUAUGAUUGUACAAGAUACUGUUGGCACUGCCAGUGGUGUGUACCAAUGUAUGAAGUCUGUAGGGAGGGUGAAGGCCCAGUGGAUUAAAAUAAAGGCUGCCAUAAAGGAGCGGCCUCAGAUUUGCACAAGUUCAGAGGGGAAAGAAAUGUACCAGGAUGUAUAAAAGGUUCACCGUGAAACGGCCAGUGCCCAGAUGCUCCUUUGAUCUGUAGAGAGGAAAAGCCCCCAGUCAGCUCAGAGUGAAACGAGAGUUGGUUGUUUGAAGCACUUGUUGUUCCACAUCCUGAAAUGGGGGUGUGUAAUUUUUCACAUUUUUUCUGCAGAUAAAUUUUAUAAAGCGAGUCAAAUCCUGACGACGCCAUUGCUGUUGGUUUUUUUUGAUAAGCUGUGGUUCUUGUGUGUCCAAUGUGUUGUGCAAAUUAAAAUCUGUUAAAAGAAGAAAAAAAAAGAAACCUUCACUACAUGAACCGUCAAGCAGUAUUCAGAGCGAGUAUUUGUUGUGAACUGUAGAAUAUAUCAACUAAUAACACUAUUCUUGUGUUCUAACUGUACAGCUUAAAACGUCUGUCUCUUAAAGAGACAGUGUAUUUUACCACUCCCUCUCUCUGCCGUUAUGAAAGUAUUGCUGCCAAAGACUACAGCCAAGGCGCUAACUUUUCACUGCAUGAAAUUGUGAUUGCCAUAGUUUGCCAUAAACUAGUGCUGUACUGGGAUCCCCUAUAUUUCAACAUGUAACUUUCCCCAAUAGCCAGUGCCGUGAAGCUGUCAUCUGUCUCUGGGUCAGGCCCUGCUAGUGGCAAAGGGAGGGGGCAGUAGGCAUACACUGCCCCUUUAAAAUAGCUUUGCUUUUUUGUCUUUCAGACGUACAUAUGCAUAUACAGUCCUGUUUUAGAUGUUCUUAUAAGAAAAACCAGUUUUUAAUGUGCCAAGUUGUAUAUAUCUGCUGCGUGGAUGUAAAGCAAUACGGUAGUUACAUGUUCCUUUUUAAUGGACCAAGCUUGUCCUAAUGUACAUUCUUGUUAUUAUUAUAAUUAUUAUUUUACUCUUAGUGGAACAUGACUCAUUCCAUUAACUUUUAUGUGUUGAUUUAAAAAGAAAAAAAAGAAAGGAAAAAACCCUUUGAGGAAAAAAAAUAUUUUAUUAAAAAAAGAAAUAAGAAAAUAGUUUGGAAUAUUUUCUUACUGUAGAGAAGCACUGUACAGUACCAGGAACCCUGAGUAUAAAAUACUCGUGCGUGUAGUAGGAAUAUCGCAUGUCCAAAAUUUUGGGUUGUCUCAUUUAGUUAAUAACAGAAAUCAUUGUCUCAAACGGUGUUAAACACUAAAAACUUUUUAAAAAAUAAAGUGCGUACAGAAGCAAGACACUAGCUCUGUCAUUUUAUCUUUCUUUUGUUGAAAGACUAAACAAAAUGUUUUUUAGACAAUCAAAUGUUAGGUAAGUGCAAAGAAUUGUUUUUCUUACUGGUGUAGAAAUUAAUGACUUUUUUUAUUUUUUGGUUAUUUUAUAAUAAUGAGAAGACCAGUGUGUCACCAGGAUCGCUGUUUUAAGACCAGGAAGCACUACAUUAUUGCAAAUAGAUAUGAACUCUUAGUCUGCAUGGGUGUAGGCUGUGUGAUUGCUGAAAAUAAAUGCUGCUAAUAUAUUUCCUUUUUACAAAAGCAUAUCUAAAUAGAUCAUUGUUUUGAUGUUAAUCUUUGUAAAUUAUGUAUUACCAAUUUUAACAUUGGAUGUAAUUGCAUAAAAAGCCUGCAUCUCAAUCCUGAGAGAGUCUAGUAUUAAAUGGAAAAACUUUUCCUAUU